This is a messenger RNA of Panicum virgatum (switchgrass), 2091 nucleotides long. Its product is annotated as putative receptor-like protein kinase At4g00960. The transcript has 8 exons. Bases 275 to 1633 code for a protein of 452 amino acids. Gene Ontology annotation, biological process: protein phosphorylation. Gene Ontology annotation, molecular function: protein kinase activity; ATP binding. The record is from RefSeq and is a predicted model, not a curated record. NCBI's taxonomy places the organism in Eukaryota, Viridiplantae, Streptophyta, Magnoliopsida, Poales, Poaceae.
UGGUAAGCGCGUGGGAACAGUUUAAGUAGGGCGGAAGGAGACGACUUGCUUGAACCAUCAUUAUUUGCUCAGCGGCAAGGCACUCUUCUGUCUUCUCCAUCCUUUCCAGUUUCCAGGAGCACCAUCUCUCCAAGUCUCACGGUCUUCUCCAGUUUUUCAGAAGAUUCAGCAACACAACUCAACUGUGAAGGCACCCUGGCACUCUGGGGAAGACAAACAGAUGUUUGAUACCAUGUGAAAGUGCUUUUGAAGUCUGGAUUCUGCUUAAAAGAAAAUGGACGACGAGUCUUGUAGAUAUGAUAAGCUGGAGCGCAUGUUACAGGAUGGACGGUCAGAACCACGCAAUCUACGUCUACCACUAGAAUUUCUGAAAAAGAUCACAAACAACUUCUGUGACUCUAACGACUGGCGACUUGGUGAAGGUGGUUUUGGCACCGUGUACAAGGGAGUGCUACAAAAUGGGGAAAUAAUUGCAGUGAAGAAACUUUACUCGUCAAUACCAGGAGUUAAGGAUAGGCAAUUUGAGAAUGAAGCCAAUCAUCUUAUGAGGCUAAAACACCCAAAUGUAGUUCGACUUGUAGGCUGGUGUUAUGAAACAGAGGAUGUAUAUGUAGAGUACGGCGGGAAAUACAUCUGUGCUGAGAAGUCAGAAAGGUUGCUUUGCUUGGAGUAUAUGCCUAAUGGAAGCCUUCGUGGCUAUCUUUCAGAUGAAAUUUCCGGACUCGGUUGGGGACCACGCUACAAAAUAAUCAAGGGUAUUUGUAAUGGUUUACUUCAUCUCCACGUAGAAUAUGGUGCCCCUAUUAUUCACAUGGAUCUGAAACCUGCAAACAUAUUGCUCGACAAAAAUAUGGUGCCAAAAAUCGCAGACUUCGGCUUGUCAAGACUCUUCAGUGAGGAGAAAACUUGGACAUGCACGACAAGUCGUGAUGGAACAUUGGGUUACAUGGCCCCAGAGUAUAUAAACAGAGGUCGGAUCUCAACAAAGUCAGACAUAUUCAGCUUGGGUGUAAUAAUUAUAGAGAUAGUGACGGGACACAGGGACUACCCAGAUGAUACUGUAGCAUCUUCCUAUGAUUUUAUUUUGAAGGUACUCAAUAAUUGGAGUAAGAGAAACUGUCCGGAAACAUCAGUAGUUGAUUGCCCACAAAUAAAAAAAUGCCUUGAGAUAGGUCUAGCCUGUGUGCAUUUUGAUUGGUCCCAAAGGCCAGAAAUAAUCGACAUUAUCAUGAUGCUUGACAAACAAGAGACGAAUUUUCCCACGAGAUUCUUUCAGGGGAGAUUCAACGCAGCACAUUACACGACAUCAACAGAGCAGGAAUCUCAAUCUAGAAAGAGAUGCUUAGAAGGUCUAAGUUUUGGCGAAACGGACUUGAUGGAAAAGCCAGCAAAACAAAUGCGUGGUUUCUUAACCGCCACGGCCUUCAUCGUCCGGCACCAGCGGACUCGGAGGAUUCGGGUUCUCAUUACGGCUGUGGUCUUCAGUAUCCGGUUGCAGGCGGACGAGGAUUCAAAUCGGAAGCAACAAAUUAGUACCUUCGUCGAGACGCAAUACCUCGCUCGCCGCUCACACACAGCUCGGCUGCCGCCGGCCACCAUGGAGGUGCGGAGCCCCUGCGGCAGUGCUGCCUAGCGCACAGUGGCUGCUCGCCGAUCGGGACGCAGAGUCCCUGCAGCCUGCAGGCCUAGCACUUGGCGUCCGCUGGCGACUCUUCUCCGGCAGCUGUCCAGGCAGUGCUGCUGCGUCAGGGGCAAGAUGGCCGGCCGGCUGGCCGGGUAGCAGGCGCAAGGCAAGGCAGCGGCAGGUAGCUGGGCAAGACAGGCAGGAGAUGGCGCGGCGCUGGUGGGGAUCGGGAGACUGGAGGCAGGUCAGAGCGGGGCACUGGUCUGGAGCAUGGUUUUUGGGCCGCAUGAGCUUGUGUGGGCCGGCGGGGGGAGCUGGGCUGCUAGAUUUUUGGGCCAAAAUAGAGAUUGGGACACCUGAAGCCUGUUUUGUUGUAUUAUUUUUGUUUUUUUCAAUCAAAUACAUAGGAUAGACUAUAUAUAUAAACUUUUUGAUAAAAAAUAAUGGGUAUUCAAUUGAAUACCCUU